CCACACGAUGUGUUUAUCGUGAACGAAGUAAGUGAAGGGUAACAGAAAUAUGCUAGUGAUAAGAAGUUGAUGGAUCAGAAAUUAGUAGCUUCACACUCGUAAAGUCAAGCAUUUUUAAACUCUACAUUCAGUUAGAAUACAGAAAUAGUCAAUAAAUUUACCACAUAGAAUUCCAAAAAUAUGAAGACCAAAAAAGGUAGAACUAAAUCAAAAUCUGAAAAAUCUUUAUUAUCCCCAAACAUAUAUCUAGAAAAAUCUUUUUCAUCUGACUUUCAAGUUUUAAAUGUUGUGGAGAAACUUAACACUGAAAUAAAAUUCUUAGAAGACUCAUCUGAAACAAUGGCUUUAAAAAAAAAUGAUGUGUACAUUACUCAGCUGUUUGAACAAUUAGCAGUUAAAAGACCUGGUUUCAAAAUACUGGGACGACCUGCAUUAUUAGAACUAGCUGUUAAUCCUUCUAAUUUAUAUAGAGGUUAUAGACAUCGAUAUUGCAACUCUUUAGUUGGUGCUAUUGUCAGUAUAACUGGUAUCCAGAGAAAAGAAGAAAUGGCUCAUUUACUAUGUUUAAUACGUUGGAUGGGUGGGCGUUUUAGAGAAAAUAUUAACCAUAAAACUACUUUCUUAGUAUCAGGUUAUGCAUGUAGUGCUAAGUCUCAGUAUGCCUAUUUACAUGAAAUUCCUGUUGUUCAUUCAUCUUGGCUUUAUGAAGCCUGGGAAAGACGAAAUGAAUUGGAUUUUUCAGCUACUAAUUUGUCUUUUAUCUCUAAACACAAAUUAAAACCAUUUCAUGGGGCCAAAAUUGGUUUUAUAGGAUUUACAGAGGAAGAAAAACUACAUUUAAAUGAUGUUUUAAUACAAAAUGGAGGCACUCCUGUUAAUGAAAACAACACAGAAUGUACUCAUUUAGUUACAAAAGAAGUUUUUGAAUUUUCACUUAAUACUCCUACAAAGAAACCUAGUUCUAUUUCAAGAUUACAAAUUCUGUGUUCUAAAAAUCUAAUGGGAUCAUUAGAAAUACAAAAACUUAAUUCUGAAAAAUCCAAUGUUAAAAAUGAUAGCUUUAAAAGAACACUCAGUGUAUCUGAUAGUAAUAUUCUAUCAGAAAACAAAAAAAAGCGUUUUACUAAUGGCAAUGGACAAUGUUACAUGGAUACUAAAUCAUUAAUAUCAUGUUUAGGAUGUUCAAAUCAAAAAUUGGUAGUAAAUGAGUCUUUUGAAAACUCUGAUCUAACUACAAAAAAUAAUACAGAAAUUGUCAAAGAAUCAUGGUUUUGGACAUCAGUCCAAUAUCAGAGUUGUGGUUUUGUAAAAGACUAUUGUAUAAAUAAUAUAAGUAUGAUUUCAUCAUCUACUUUAGAAAUUCCUUAUUACACACGAAAAAGAAAAAAACAACUCGACAACAUCAGCAAUCUGACAGCAAAAAUUCAUAAGUCAAUUUCAAAUGAAAAUAUUUCAUCAAUAUAUAAACCGGAUGUUAUACAACAAUUUCCUAUGUUGACUAACAAUUAUGAUAAUCCAAAAUUAUCUUGCAGAAUACUUAUAAGUAAUCCUAAUACCUCAACUUAUACUAAAUCUGAAGGUAAAAAUUUAAGCCCACGCUAUCAGAUUUUCACUGAAUUGUUGCAAACUGAAACUAAUUAUGUUGGCAUUUUAAAUACUAUAAUUUCUUUAUACAAAAUUCCAUUGGAGACUAUGGUUGAGAAAGAAGAAUAUCUUAAUAAUACUGAGAUCAAAAUAAUUUUUGGAGAUAUUUUACCUAUUUAUGAAGUUCACAGUGAUAUGUUAAAAAAAAUUAAACAACUUGCCAAAACUUGGGAAGAAAAUAGUUGCAUAGGAAAUAUCAUAAUUGAAUUUUCUAAAGAUUUAUUGAGAGCUUAUCCUCCUUACAUAAAUUAUUUUGAAAAGAAAAGAGAGAUGCUUUUACAUUGUGACCAGACUAAACCUCGUUUUCAUGCAUUUCUUAAAGUAGGACAAACCCGACCAGAAUGUUGUAGAGAGAGUCUUCAAGAACUUCUCAUUCGACCUGUUCAAAGGCUACCUAGUAUCAGUCUUCUUUUGAAUGAUAUUUUAAAGCAUACCGACAAAAUAAAUCCCGAUCACAAAGCCCUAAAACUAGCUUUAGAAAGUAUUCGAGAAGUAAUGACAUUUAUUAAUGAAGAUAAAAGAAAAACUGAAGGUCAAGUAGCUCUUUUUGACAUAUUUAAUGAAAUUGACAACUGUCCAGCUCAUCUAGUUUCGUCAAGUAGAAAUUUUAUUGCAAGGUAUGAUGUAAUUGAACUAAGUGAAAAUAUAACUGGGCGUGGUGAUCAUCUGACAAUAUUUCUAUUUUCUGAUACUUUAGAGUUCACUAAAAAAAGAAGAUCACUUGAUGUUAAGAGUCCCAAAGAAUUUAAUUCUGGCUUUAAUAAAGGAAAUAUUACAAAAUUAUACAAACAUAUCAAACUUAUAUCAUUGAACUCUAUUAAACAAGUAAUUGAUGUUAAAGAAACUGAUGGUUUUCAAAAUGUAUUUUCUUUGUUGAUUAUUGAAAAUCAAGAUUUUCAAGAAUGUUUGUGUACCUUUGCUUUUAUUGAAAGCAGUAAUUAUGACCUUAACUACAAAAAUUUAGUUUUAAAUAGUAUUUCCCAACAAGUGGCUAUUACUAAUUGUUCACGAAAUGUGUUGAUUUCUUUGGAUUCUAACCAAUUAGAUAUUAAUACAAAUAAAAUUUCCACUGGUACAUUAGAAAAAGCUUUCAGGUUUGCUAAUAAAACUCGUUUAAAAUUUAGUCGAGCAUUAAGCUUUAACAAAAAUUCAAAUGUAUUCAAAGAAAUAAUUUCUUCAAUGGUUAGUCCUGCGCAAAAUUUAAAAAAAAACGAAUCUAGUUUGGAAACAUUAACCCCAUCAACACAGCUAUCCAAAAUUCAUUUGACUUCAUGUAGUCACGAAACAAGUUUGAAUUUGUUAAAUGAGUCUAAAGAUAAUUAUAAUUCAUUUAAUAAGAACAAAACUCUAAUAAAACAUAAUUCUAAAUUACAUAAAAUAUAUUGAUAAUCAUUUUAUUAUUAUUUGAAGGUAGUAGAAAUCAGUAAAUUUCCCUCCAAUAAUUUUUUUGCUUUUUGUAAACUUAUUGUUAUUACAUUUGUUUUUAAUCUAUUCUUGUAUCAUUUUUAAAUAUUUUUAUGUAUUUCAUUAAAAACAUUCUUAACUAUUAUAAUUAAUUUCAUCUUACUAAAAUCUAUUUUAGCCUAAUUAUUUAAG
Daktulosphaira vitifoliae (grape phylloxera) is the source of this 3240-nucleotide messenger RNA. Its product is annotated as protein ECT2-like. Gene Ontology annotation, cellular component: cell cortex; nucleus. Gene Ontology annotation, biological process: mitotic cytokinesis; regulation of cytokinesis, actomyosin contractile ring assembly; activation of GTPase activity. Bases 181 to 3030 code for a protein of 949 amino acids. The transcript is spliced from 19 exons. Lineage: Eukaryota; Metazoa; Arthropoda; Insecta; Hemiptera; Phylloxeridae. Gene Ontology annotation, molecular function: GTPase activator activity; guanyl-nucleotide exchange factor activity. The record is from RefSeq and is a predicted model, not a curated record.